This is a messenger RNA of Tripterygium wilfordii, 1436 nucleotides long. RefSeq names its product methyl-CpG-binding domain-containing protein 11-like. The transcript is spliced from 2 exons. Gene Ontology annotation, molecular function: DNA binding. Lineage: Eukaryota; Viridiplantae; Streptophyta; Magnoliopsida; Celastrales; Celastraceae. Bases 123 to 1115 code for a protein of 330 amino acids. The record is from RefSeq and is a predicted model, not a curated record.
AUCUUGCUCUUUCAACGGUUUUUUUUUCAAUUCAGCACCCAUGAUCUUUUGACGAACAGAGAGUGUUUGGAGAGAAACAGAGUCAUCAGAGACAGACAGAAGGGGGAUUUUUGCUGGGGAAAAUGGAGGUCGAGGAGGAGGUUAUUUCGGUUGAGCUUCCAGCUCCUGUUGCUUGGAAAAAAAUGUACUUUCCCAAGAAGGGCACCCCAAGAAAGAAUGAGAUAAUUUUCAUUGCUCCAACUGGAGAGGAGAUUUAUAAUCGGAAACAAUUGGAGCAGUACUUGAAGUCGCACCCUGGCAAUCCUUCAAUAUCAGAAUUUGAUUGGGGUACUGGUGAGACUCCAAGGAGAUCAGCCAGGAUAAUUGACAAGGUCAAGGCUACUCCUACUCGUGAAAAGAAGCCUCCAAAGAAGCGGAGCCGAAAGUCUGUGGGUUCAAAGAAGGAUGACAAAGAAGCAGAAGCCACUCCUGAAAAGGCAGAGGUUGAGAAAGAAAUCCAAAUGAAAGAUGCAGAUGCAACUGAGGAUGCAAGCAAGACUGCAGAUGCAACUGAGGAAAACAAGAAUCCAGAUGCAAAAAUGGGAGAAACUGAUCCAGAGGCAUUCGACAAGGAAGUUAAGAUCAAAGUUGCUGUUGAGGAAACCAAUCCUGGCAAUGAUGGAAAAGAAACUGCCCUUGCUGAAGAACCCAACAGUGCAAUUGAAAUCAAAGUUGCUGAUGCAAAAGUGGAGGACAAGCCUACUGAGGGAGCUGGUGCUGCUGAAGUGAAUGAAAAUGCAAAAGAAUCAGCUGUAGACUGUGAAGAAAAGGUGUCACAAACUGAGACUGAGAAACAGAAAGUGAACGUGGCAUCUGAGAAGCCUCAGGACAACCCUAAUGGAACAACUAUUGAAGCAAAUGGUGAUCCAGGGAAAGAGAACCCCAAUGGAACAGCCCCUGUUUUUGAGGGAGAGAUGAAAGAGAAACAUGAUGUUUUGGAAAAUGAUGCGAAACCCAGCAUCGAAGCGAAUAAGACAAAGCGCGUGGUUGGGGAGGCGAUCGAAAAUGGCAAAGUUGGCCAGAUGGGGCAAACUGAUACCCCAUUGCAGCCAGGUCCAUCUCCAGAGACUUGCUGAAUCUAGUGCACAGUUAUUCCCCCAGUCACCAUCUUUUUAGUGAUCGUUACCUUUUGGACUUCCUAGAUGACUGUAAACAUUAAUGUUUAGAUUUUAAGGUAUAUUUUUGUCUAGAUCUGUAGCAUGUAGGGAAAGCAUGUAGGUAUAUUUUAAGGUAUAUUUUGUUUAGAUGACUGUAAACAUUAAUGCUUAACCCCUGUUAGUGUAGGCUGUGGAUGGUGCAACUUCCAUUACAUUGUGCAGGGAACUCAGAUUGUAGACUCAACUUGUUUGAUUACAGGGUUUAAGUUUUAUUAUAUCCUUGUUCUCUGUUCUCUUGCU